Molecule: messenger RNA, 405 nt
Organism: Lodderomyces pseudojiufengensis
Lineage: Eukaryota; Fungi; Ascomycota; Pichiomycetes; Serinales; Debaryomycetaceae
Exons: 1
Coding region: 1-405 (134 amino acids)
Biological process (GO): Rho protein signal transduction
Cellular component (GO): membrane; cytoplasm; cytosol
Molecular function (GO): protein binding; Rho GDP-dissociation inhibitor activity
Source: RefSeq, a predicted model, not a curated record
AUGCCUCUUCAAACACAUCCAGAUUUAAUUAUUGUCAGUUUUGACUUAUAUAUUGAAGGUAAAGAUGAACCUCAAAUUAUUCCAGUUGAUGGUCAAGAUGAAAUUCAUAUAGCUGUACCAGGUGGAGUUAAAUAUUAUAUUAAAUUAAAUUUUAAAGUUAAAAAUAGAAAAUUAGAAGAUUUAAAUUAUAAACAAAUUGUUAAAAAAGGUGGUGUAACUAUAAGAACAAGAGAAGUUAAAUUAGGAUCUUAUGAACCAAGUGAAGAAAUUCGUUCAGUUGAUUUUCCAGAAGAUGAAACUCCAGGUGGUUGGUUAAUGAGAGGAACUUAUUAUGCUACUUCAUAUUAUACAGCAGGUAGUGAAACAUUAAUGGUUAGUGAUUGGACUUUAGAAAUUACAAAAUAG